AUAUUAAAAAUGGUGGCAUAAAUGAUCUGAGAUCAGUACUAUAGGGAAAUCUAAAGGAAAACACAAAGUCACAAGCUGGUUGGCCAGGACAGUAAAGAGGGUGGGGUAAACAAUAUGACAUCAAAACUGAGGUGAUAUAAAUGUGCUGCGCCAGAUUCUCCUGUGGGGAACAACUGACCGCACUACAACACGCUGCCCAUGGGAGAGUAACUCCAAACAUUGAGAACAACAUUCCCAUCACUCAGUAUCAGAAAACCAGCAUGGAGAUGUCCAGUACAUCUGUCCUGCCAGUUGUCGGCUUUGGGUCGAUGGCUCGGUCAGCUGGACUUCUGGAGAUUGCCGUCAGGCUGUGCUUAAACCAGCGUAAACAACUGUGUCCUCAUGUCUGGGUUCCCAUCCUAAAACCCCAGCGAUCCUGCAUCCGUCCUCCAGUUUCAGAGCAGUUAUCCUCUGAUGUCUUGAGCCAAGCCUUUCUGCUCCAUCCUUUCUCACCUUUGCUGGAUGACCCGCACGAUGGCGAUGAUCUGUUGUUCCCAAUCAAGAACAAGCGUGUGGUUUUUGCCGACACACAGGGAUUGUCUCUAACAGCCGUGCGAGUGUUUUCUGAUGAAGAAGAGUCUGACCUCGACCUGCUGCCAUCACUGCAGUCUUUGGGCAGCAUGACGGAGGAUGGCUACAGCUGCACCGUCAGCACCUGCUGCCCAGGAACACGUCUCAAACUGGGUUUCCCGCAGCCCUCUGCAGAUUUCCAGGCCUUUCGUGCCAAGCUGGCAGAGAGCAUGGUCAUCUUGGAGAACUGCAGUAUCAGUGAACAGGCCCUCAAAGGAACCGCAAGAGUCAGGAAUGUCAGCUACCGGAAAGAUGUGCGUGUGCGCAUCACCUUUGACUCCUGGCAGAGCUACAGAGACGUGCCCUGUGCGUACCUGCAGAAACGCUUUGGAGGACCUCAGACGGACAUCUUUGAAUUUGACACCAUUCCUAAAGUGCUAGAUGCCAAAAGGAACAUUGAGUUUUGUUUAAGUUAUUUGCCAGGAGGGUACAGCGAGGCUUUCUGGGACAAUAACAACGGGCAGAAUUACGGCAUUACUGUGAGUGUGAACUCACAUCUGUGCCAUGGGAAGAAUCUGAGUGAAAGGGCAUGACGCACUCAACCUAGAAGUGAUCCCCCCCUCCUUUUUUUUUUCUCUCAUGCAUACUAUGCCAGUUCUGAGUGAAAGUG
Molecule: messenger RNA, 1219 nt
Organism: Archocentrus centrarchus (flier cichlid)
Lineage: Eukaryota; Metazoa; Chordata; Actinopteri; Cichliformes; Cichlidae
Gene: ppp1r3c2b
Product: protein phosphatase 1 regulatory subunit 3C2, duplicate b
Biological process (GO): regulation of glycogen biosynthetic process
Cellular component (GO): protein phosphatase type 1 complex
Molecular function (GO): glycogen binding; protein phosphatase 1 binding
Source: RefSeq, a predicted model, not a curated record